AUGUGUAACUUGCAAACAGCUCAAGAACUUUUUUGCAUGCCUCUUUAUAUUGCUCAAGAAGUUUUUAUUGGAUAUCCUCCAUAUCACCUUGCACUUAAGAUUUGUAAAGGUCUCAGACCUAAAAUUAGAUGUGAAAUUCCUCAACUACUUUUGGAUCUGAUAAAUAAAUGCUUAGAUAUAGAAUCUCAAAAUCGACCAACUUUGAGAUUUCAGCAAAUGUUUAAAGAGGCUGGGUUUGAUAUCUAUACAUGUCAUGAAUUAAUUGAAGUAAGGAAACCCCAAAGAACUGAAGUCGAGAAAGCCACAGAGAAUCGUCAUUUAGUUGUAAAUGAGUUGAUUGAAAGAAUGCAUGAUGUAUAUUGGCGGGUGAAGAGAGG
Molecule: messenger RNA, 377 nt
Organism: Cetraspora pellucida
Lineage: Eukaryota; Fungi; Glomeromycota; Glomeromycetes; Diversisporales; Gigasporaceae
Source: the annotation of a GenBank genome assembly